This is a messenger RNA of Helicoverpa armigera (cotton bollworm), 786 nucleotides long. RefSeq names its product PCNA-associated factor. The coding region runs from base 138 to 677 and encodes 179 amino acids. The record is from RefSeq and is a predicted model, not a curated record. Gene Ontology annotation, cellular component: nucleus. Gene Ontology annotation, biological process: regulation of cell cycle; translesion synthesis. The transcript is spliced from 4 exons. Gene Ontology annotation, molecular function: chromatin binding. NCBI's taxonomy places the organism in Eukaryota, Metazoa, Arthropoda, Insecta, Lepidoptera, Noctuidae.
GAAACUGUCAAAAUAAAAUAAUAUUUUCGCGCGUUUUCUGCGAAGUUUGUUACGAUAUUUUUUUUGAUUCCGGUAAAUAAACUUUUUAGUGUCUUUUAUUUGGAUGUUACUUUAAUUUACAAGGAGAUUGCAAGAAUAUGGCUCGAACAAAGGCUUCUGUGGGCUCUAAAGUGUCUGCGGGAAAGAGCAGUAAGGCUAGAUGUAGUGUGGCACCACCAUCCAGCAGCUCUGGAGCUUCUGGCAGUUCAGACCGCACUUCCAAGACCAGUUCUGGAGGCAACCCCGUCUGUCCUCGAGAGACACCCAAGUGGCAGAGACCCAUCACCAACUUCUUCAUCAACAAGGAUGAACCCAAGAGGCGAGAGGAUGAACCGAUGGAUGAUGAAGAAGCUGGCACAUCAAAACCAAAACAGAAAAAAUCUAACAUAAUACAUUCAGAUACUGAAGAUGAAGUAUUAGUAGAAAAACCAAAAAACACAGUUCUAGACGAAACCAUUGAUUUAGAACCACUAAAUGGAGAAGAAUGUCAUAAAAUUGAAGAAUAUUAUCCAAAAGGAGAAAAGGGGAAAGGCGUGGGUAAGAAAACUAAGGGAAAAGAGAAUAGAGAAAGUAAGAGAUUGAGAGAAGAAGAGGAAAUAGAGAAUGCCAGUAAAAGAGUUAAAGUUAUGAGCUGUUGAGCAGUAGUUUUUAUUAUAGUGAGAUAAUAUGUGAAUAGUGUUGGACAAAAGUAUUACUUUCCUGUUAAAAAUGUAUUGUUUUCUAAGCCAAGAUUGAUUGAAAAUGAUU